AUGAUAUCUGUUGUUAACCGUUCUGUUUGUAGUUCUACUAGACGUUGUCUAAUAAGUUCGAUGAGCUACUCAACCGUCACAUCUUCAUCCUCAUCUUCAUCUUCAUCGAAUGAUUUAUUGACUUGGACUGAGUUUUUCCAAUUGAGAAAGAAGCAGAGAAAGAUCAAUGUUGGUUCUUCAGCUUUCACUGCUUUGGUUGGUGCAAAUGUAUCUUGGGCUUAUUUAUCAACUAUGCAGAUCGAUCCUACCCAAACUAUAUUGGGGUUUGAUCCGCUAGUCGUUAUAUCAGCAGGUUUGAUCGCAUCCGGUACGUUAGGUUACUUAUUUGGCCCAUUGUUAGGUUCUCAAUUGUUUCAAUUGUCAAACAGAAGUAAAUUAACUGCAUUUAAUAAUAAGAAUAAAGAAUUCCUGAAAAAAAUCAUUCAUAACAGAGUUGAUGCUUCUUCACAAAGUUUCAGUAAUCCUGUGCCAGACUAUUAUGGUGAAAAAAUCGGUUCCUUAAAGGAAUAUAGACAAUGGUUAAGAGAUUGUCAUGCAUACAGAAGAAAAGCCAAAGAAUUUUUAUAA
This is a messenger RNA of Vanderwaltozyma polyspora DSM 70294, 567 nucleotides long. It is a transcript of the gene PAM17, whose product is annotated as Pam17p. The transcript has a single exon. NCBI's taxonomy places the organism in Eukaryota, Fungi, Ascomycota, Saccharomycetes, Saccharomycetales, Saccharomycetaceae. The record is from RefSeq and is a predicted model, not a curated record. Gene Ontology annotation, cellular component: PAM complex, Tim23 associated import motor. Gene Ontology annotation, biological process: protein import into mitochondrial matrix. The coding region runs from base 1 to 567 and encodes 188 amino acids.